Zea mays is the source of this 773-nucleotide messenger RNA. RefSeq lists its product as uncharacterized. Lineage: Eukaryota; Viridiplantae; Streptophyta; Magnoliopsida; Poales; Poaceae. The record is from RefSeq and is a predicted model, not a curated record. Bases 203 to 574 code for a protein of 123 amino acids. The transcript has a single exon.
CCUCCCGAAUUUAAACGCGAAGCAACAGACGUCAGACAGCACAGCACAACGCAGCAGCGUACUACUCCGUCCCUACUCCCCUCCCACCCCGGUCCUUCCCGAGAGGCACUACUAGGCCACGACCCCUCACGCCUCUCCUACGCGAAUCGCCCGCACCGGAAGCGAAGCAAGCCGCAAGGGGAGAACGCGAGCAGCCAGGGGCAUGGACUCCAAGCCGGCCUCGAAGAAGUGGCAGGCAGGAGGAGGCGUGCGCGGGGCCGGCGUGUCCCCGGCGGCGCCCCCCGCGGACGCCGCCGGCAGCGGCGCGGCGAUGGCGGAGUGCGCGGCGGCGUGCUGCGUGCUCUGCGCGUGCCUCCCCGUGGCCGUGCUCUGCUGCGUGGCGCGCGCCCCGCUCCGCGUCGCGCGGCGGUGCUGCGGCAGGUGGACGCGGCGGCGGCUCGCGCCGGGGGUCUCGUCGUCGUUCUCGGACGCCGAGGUCGGGGAGUUCCUGCAGGGCGGUGCCGGCGGGCGGGCAAUGGGGGCAGCAGCCCUCGGCGCGGUCGGAGGAGGUAGCGCCAAGUUAGCCAGUUACUGACACUUUUCAUCAUCUUCUCUCUGUUUUUUUUUCUCCUCUGCGAUUUUGUGGGCUGUGUGUAACACUCACUGAUACGGCUUCGAAGUGGACUGAGGUCUUGUGAAGUAUCAAUUCCGUUGCAGCUGGUCAAUGUAACGUAGUACUUAUCGUGCAUUCAAUUUUCAUCGCUAAAGAUAAACAUGCGUGUUUACUGGCACAA